CGCUUUUAUUACCCAACUGUUUUCAGUUUCGCCUCAGCCCUCUUUUAAAACCCACUCUCGUGGAACCCGAUCAGCCACAUACACAAACACCACCCAGGCUCCGCCACCAGCUGCUUCCCCACCGCCGCCGGUCACAGAUGGCGCACGCAGUUUCUUCUCUUACGUCAUCAACACUUUUCAUCCGGCAGCAGUUCCAGAGCCGGAAGUUGUUCCAGCGGCCUUCUCGUGGAUGUUGGACAAAUUCGCGGCAAUUUUCUAGCUCCGCCGCCGCAAGGAGAGGAUUUCGUGUGGUUCGUUCGGAUUCGACCGGAGGAGGAUACGGCGGCGUUUCCGAGAUUUCUGAAAGUGAAUCUAAGGCUUCCGGUUACGUAUGGCCUGAUGGCAACAAGAGGCCAAGGGUGUGCAUACUAGGUGGUGGUUUCGGAGGGCUGUACACUGCAUUGCGAUUGGAAUCACUUGAUUGGCCUGAGGGAAAGAAACCACAGGUGGUUCUUGUUGAUCAAUGUGAGCGAUUCGCCUUCAAGCCAUUACUAUAUGAACUCUUAUCAGGAGAAGUAGAUGAAUGGGAGAUAGCUCCUCGUUUCUCAGACUUGCUGUCGAAUACUGCUGUGCAGUUCUUCAAAGACAGGGUUCAAUCUUUACACCCCUCUGAUCAUUUAGGAAUGGGUGGGGAUACAGUGUCUCGUUCUGCUGGAGUCGUGUAUCUUGAAAGUGGUCUACUUAUCGAAUAUGACUGGUUGGUACUUGCGCUUGGAGCUGAAACCAAACUUGAUGUUGUGCCAGGUGCAGUCGAAUAUGCAUUGCCAUUUUCCACUCUCAGAGAUGCUCAUAGAGUUAAUGAGAAGCUAAUACAACUGGAGCGGAAGUCCUUCGGUAACGACUCUCCAAUUCGUGUUGCUAUUGUGGGAUGUGGCUACUCAGGAGUCGAAUUGGCUGCCACAAUAUCGGAAAGACUGAAAGAUAGGGGAGUCGUACAGGCCAUCAACGUUGACAAAUCAAUCUUGCCAAACGCUCCACCUGGAAACAGGGAAUCUGCACAGAAAGUUCUAUCAUCCAGGAAUGUUCAGCUUCUGCUGGGUUACUUUGUUCGCUGUAUAAAGAAAGACGAUACGACAGAAUCUCAUAAUAACGAAAGAUAUAUACUGGAGUUGCAGCCUGCAGAGAGGGGGGUAGAAAGCAAAGUUAUUGAAGUGGAUUUAGUUUUAUGGACUGUUGGAUCAAAACCUCUACUUGCUGAGCUGGAACAGAGCGAUAAACCAAUUUACCUUCCUCUUAAUGGUAGGGGACAAGCAGAAACAGACGAAACUCUUCGUGUUAAGGGUCACCCUCGUAUAUUUGCUGUUGGAGACUCUUCUGCUGUGAGGGAUGGAAACGGAAAUUUGCUUCCUGGCACAGCUCAGGUAGCCUUUCAACAGGCCGAUUUUGCGGGCUGGAAUCUUUGGGCUGCAAUAAAUGGCCGACCUCUACUGCCGUUUAGGUUUCAGAAUUUGGGGGAGAUGAUGAGUCUUGGAAGAUACGAUGCCGCUAUUACACCAAGUUUCAUUGAUGGCCUAACUUUGGAAGGUCCAAUUGGUCACACAGCGAGGAAAAUAGCGUACUUAAUCCGAUUACCGACAGAUGAGCACAGGUUAAAAGUAGGGAUAAGCUGGUUAGCUAAAAGUGCAGUAGAGUCUACUGCUUUACUGCAGGAUACCAUUACCAAAAUGCUUUCUGGACAGUAGAAUACAGUAUAUAUACACAUAUAUAAUAUCAUAAUUCAUUUGUGGACCUUUUUGUCCCUUGCUGAUAAUUUAUUGCUACUUUGGUUUGAGACAAUACCAUGAUAUAGAUACUGAAUUUUUAUAUUACAAUUUCUAUGUAAUAAAUACUUUGGCUA
This is a messenger RNA of Erythranthe guttata (spotted monkey flower), 1876 nucleotides long. Lineage: Eukaryota; Viridiplantae; Streptophyta; Magnoliopsida; Lamiales; Phrymaceae. The record is from RefSeq and is a predicted model, not a curated record.